CGAAGUGCAACAGCUGGCAAGAGUGAGCACCGCACGGCGUUUCGUCAGUUUGAACUGAAUGGUUUGAAUUGUAAGUAGCCCAGGUGCGAUAAAUUGUUAUUAAAUUUUUUAUAAAAGUAUUGUGAUGGUGUAGUGUAUUUUUGGAUUCUUAAAAAGCUCUUCCAAACGAUCCAAGAUGUGAUAAUGUUCUAACAAGAAAGUCCGGUGAAAAUGGAGAAUAUUUACAAAAUCAAGAUUCGUUCCAAUCCAAAUCCUCGCGAUUUGUAUCCUUCGGAACGCAGAUACUCAUCCUCGAUCGUCCUUGGCUUGAGCAUAAUGUUUCUUGCUUUGGGAAUAACCUCGUCUUUGAUGGGAACUCUGGUCGUGAAAAAAAUGACAACAAAUCACACCCAGGUUUUUUUCCCCGACAAUCACACGGCCAGCAACAAGACUGAGGAAUUUCUCGAAGAACAGCGUUUAAUAAAACGAAUCGAGGAAGAUUUCUUCCCAUUUAUAAAACCAGAAGGUCACACUAUCAACAUCCCUGCGAUCAUUUCCGCCGGCUCCUUCGUCAUGUCCUUGGGCCACUUCCUGGCAGGAUUCGCUGGGAUUCUCGCGUGGAAGCAAUGGUACAUCGAUAACAACAUCACGUGGUUCUUCCUAUCGUCGUGUUUUUCCACACUGACUUCAGCAAUCUCGUUCCUUUUGAUCAGUUUGGCCGUUUUGGAUACGAGAGACAUCCUCCUCCAUAAAACGUCCCCAAUUAGUUUAGGUCUGACAGCGAAUAUUUUCAUAACGUCCCUUCUAGGGGUGAUUUGGUCGAUUGUUGCGACAAAUGUGGCUUUCAAGGGUAUGAAGAAUAAUUACCCCGAUGAUUUAGUGUUAUCAAAGAGUGGGAAGGGGCGGGUUGAAGUAAAUACGGUGAGGAAGGGUAAUAAAAUUGCGAAAGUUGUGCCGCCUGAUAUUUUGGAUCAUUUUCCCAAAACCGGCAAACUGGCGAAGUUUUUCCCGAAAAGUGAGAGCAAUGGGAACUUGCCCAAAGCGGAAAGCAAUAAGGAGUAUGAGGAAAGGGUCAAGCGAUUUUUAUCGGGAGAGUCGCAAAAUUGCAAGGACUGAUAAUUUUAUAGCGUUGACGAAGGGUUUAAAUAACAGCGACUUUUGUAAUAUUUGCUUAGCUUUAAACGAUGUACAAUUUUUAUUACUGUUAUGACUACUGUUUACUUAAUUUUGUGUUGUGAUUAACUCUUAUUAUAGUAGUUAUUAUAGAAACUUAUUUAUUUCUGAAACAAUCCAAUAUUUUGGAUACUUACGCUAGGAUGUUUAGGAUUACAAUAAAUCGUAAAUAAAGGUUUUGUAAUAA
Tribolium castaneum (red flour beetle) is the source of this 1339-nucleotide messenger RNA. RefSeq lists its product as uncharacterized. Bases 211 to 1095 code for a protein of 294 amino acids. NCBI's taxonomy places the organism in Eukaryota, Metazoa, Arthropoda, Insecta, Coleoptera, Tenebrionidae. The transcript has 2 exons. The record is from RefSeq and is a predicted model, not a curated record.